Condylura cristata (star-nosed mole) is the source of this 1707-nucleotide messenger RNA. RefSeq names its product coactosin-like F-actin binding protein 1 (gene COTL1). NCBI's taxonomy places the organism in Eukaryota, Metazoa, Chordata, Mammalia, Eulipotyphla, Talpidae. Gene Ontology annotation, molecular function: actin filament binding. The transcript is spliced from 4 exons. Gene Ontology annotation, cellular component: cortical actin cytoskeleton; actin filament; site of polarized growth. Gene Ontology annotation, biological process: regulation of actin filament polymerization. The coding region runs from base 155 to 583 and encodes 142 amino acids. The record is from RefSeq and is a predicted model, not a curated record.
GCCACCGCCGGGCUGGGAUCUCGGAGCUCGCAUCCCUGCUUCGCUGCAGCCUUCUUGCCCUCGGCGCGUCCUCGCCGCGUUCCAGUCCUCGCGGCCGGCCCGGGGUGUGCACGGUCGCUGCGGGCAGAGUGUCCUCGCCGGAGCCCUUGAAGCGAUGGCCACCAAAAUCGACAAAGAGGCUUGCAGGACGGCGUACAACCUGGUGCGCGACGACGGCUCGACCGUCAUCUGGGUGACUUUUAAAUAUGAUGGCUCCACUAUCGUCCCCGGCGAACAAGGAGCGGAUUAUCAGGAAUUCAUCCAGCAGUGCACAGAUGAUGUGCGGUUGUUUGCCUUCGUGCGCUUCACCACCGGGGACGCCAUGAGCAAGAGGUCCAAGUUUGCCCUCAUUACCUGGAUCGGCGAGAAUGUCAGCGGGCUGCAGCGGGCCAAAACGGGCACGGACAAGACCCUGGUGAAGGAGGUUGUGCAGAAUUUCGCUAAAGAGUUUGUGAUCAGUGAUCGGAAGGAGCUGGAGGAAGAUUUCAUCAAGAACGAGCUCAAGAAGGCGGGGGGAGCCAAUUACGAUGCACAGGCCGAGUAACCCCACCCCCCGCCCCUUGCCAAAGUCAUCUGCCUGCUCCCCGGGGGAGGGGACCCCGGCCUGGCUACCAGCCCACCAGCCCACCAGGGAGAGGAGACCCAGCGAGAGGCAACGCCCACCGCCUGCCUGCCACCCAACUCCCUUCCCCGCUUCCCUCUUGGGCCCUGUUGCGUCCUAUCUCAUGAAGCUCAUGGAACAUCUUUCUUUUAUCUUCUUGUUUUUUCAUCCCCUCUCUUUUUUGUUCUAAAGAAAGAUCAUUUUGAUGCCAAGGUCAUGCACAUCAUUAGAUCUAAGGUGCCUCCUGCAGUCACCCCUUUCCUGGCAUGUCGCUCACGCGCCUGUCCGGCCUCCACCGUGGCCUCGUGCUGCUGCUUUCUUGGUCUCUUUGGCCUGCUGGCCACUGAGGUGCCAGGAUAGUGCCAGAUGGCUGCCUUCAGGGCCCACACAUCCAUCCCUGCCUCAGGCUCAGAGCCAUUAGAGCACGCCCCAAGGUCCCUCCCCGCAUCCCACUCAAAGUUGCCUAAGCUCCAUGUCUGACAGAGAUGGUGCUCGGUGGUGAGAAGUUUAGGCCUGACUCAGAAGAGAGAGGACAUUUGCCUUAAAACUUUGCCUGGCAAAGCCAUGUGAUCUGAAAUAGCCCAUUCUGGCCUUUUGAUGGACAUCGCUUGAAGGCCGGGAGAGGGGGCAAAGGUCUGAGUCUAGACUGGAUGGGAGGUUCAUUCAGGGGCUCCCAGAGUGAUGUUGGGAGCACGACCUGGUGGGCAGAUGGGACUUUAGAACUGGAACUCGCCCUGGACGGUCAGGAAGGGCCGCUGCCAACAGCCGUGCCAGCUGGACCUUGGGCCUGCUCGGUCGCAUCCCUGUGUGUGGUAGGCAGUAGCCCUGCCUUGGGGGGCCGGAAGCUCUGUGGUAUUAAUCCUUGGUCUGCACCACACAUGCAAAAGGAUUUUCUUGUUCUUUUUUCAAAGAAAGAUGGGAUUGGCUUGGUUCUUCAUGGGCACAUUUUAUAGCGUUCUUUUUCUUUGUUUCCUUGCUCAUUACACUCUGGAGAAAACUGUGCUGUGCUGGGGUGUGACCAUCUGCCCCUCCAACAGAUACAGGAAUAAAUGUUGAUUUUGUUUUUC